AUGCCUUCCGUUGCCUUAUUGAACCCUUUAAAGAAUGAAAAAAUUUCUUCCUCUACUUCCAAGGGAUCAAAAUUAUGGAAUCUAUUCAAGCAAAUAAUUGACACCGUUAUUACACCUUCAUACCGAGAUGAUAGUAAUACAUCCAUUAAAAAUACGCCUAAAGUUUUAGAAAAAGAUACUAUCAGCAAAGUAUCCAUCCCAGAACAUAAUAUCAGGAACGUUACCCAAGGAAAGUCCGAGGAGCUAGAAGAACGACAAUAUUCAAAAACUGAUAAUACUUCUACCAACCGAGACUCAGAUAAUAAUGAUGAUGAUGACAACAACAGCAACAACAGCAACAACAGCAACGACGAAAAUUUAAUAUAUUCUUUAUUUCCUAAAAAAAUCAUAAUUGAUAAGAAUCUAGAUUCGGAAACAUCAAUAAAUCCAUGUUCCUUGGAUAUGACUAAGACAACAUCUUCAAUGACAAUGACUUUAACUCCACAAGGCAAUAUUACAUGUGAUUUGAGCACUACAAACUUUAAUGACCUAGACUUCAAUAGAGAGCCUUCUACUUUCAAUAUAAACAAUAAACAAACACAAGUACCACCACGACCACCGCAACAACAACAACAACAUGUGGUACAACCGAUUUCUCCUGAAAGUAAUGAUUCCCCAGCAAAUAAUAAGAAGAAUAAAACUGCCGCAGCAGCAACACUUGUGCAUUCUCCUUCAUCUUCAUCAGAUAAGAAUAUCAAUAAUAGUACUGAAAAUGGUCACUUAUCCACCUCAACAUCUUCCUCACCUUUAGUGGAAGAUACUGAAGAGGAGGGAACAUUUGUAUGUCAUUAUUGUGAUGCCAAAUUUAGGAUAAGAGGUUAUUUAACUCGACAUAUAAAGAAGCAUGCUAUUGAAAAAGCUUAUCAUUGUCCCUUCUUUAAUAACGACGCAUUACCAGAAUUACGUUGUCAUAAUUCAGGUGGAUUCAGUAGAAGAGAUACUUAUAAGACUCAUUUAAAGGCAAGACAUUUCAUUUAUCCAAAGGGAGUUAAACCUCAAGAUCGUAAUAAAUCAUCAGGUCAUUGUUCUCAAUGUGGUGAAUUCUUUAAUAGUACUGAUAUUUGGAUUUCAAAACAUCUGGAGUCAGGUAAUUGUAAAGCUUUACCAAAGGAUUAUUUGAAAAUCAUUAAACCUGAAAGGAAGAAAACAGGGAAAUUGAAAAUGAUAAAAACUUCAACCGGUCAUUCUCGUUUCAUUUCAACAGCUCAAAGUGUUGUGGAACCAAAAGUUUUCUUAAAUAAAGAUGCCUUAGAAGCAAUGGCUAUUGUAGCACAUGAUACGAAUAGGAAUGAUGUACUUCUAAACUAUGGUAAUAAUAAGCUAAUGAUGAAUACUGAAGAUUUCCAAGGCGAAGCGAAAUUGAAAAGGAAAACUAAUAGAACUGCAAAGAAAAUACAACAGAACAAAUCACUACCAAAUCAUACAAAUAUCAUCUCUAGCCACAGUACUAAUCAAAACAAUAAUAAUAAUGUGAAUACACAUACACAUACCAAGAACGGUGGUUAUAAUCCAUUAUUUUUCAAUGGUACAUCACAGCAAGAUAUCAAUCUACUUGAAACUAUCCCAUCAUCUUCAUCAUCAUUGUCAUCAGCAGAAAGUUUUAGAUUGAAUCAUUAUAAUCUAACGUCAUCUCAAUCACCAGUUUUAGAGAAUCAUCUUCUUUCUUCUUCUGAUUCUCAUCAAACGAAUACAUACGAUGAUGAUGAUACGAUUUCUGUUGUGCCGUUAGAUAUGGAACAAUCACCAUAUAUAUCCAUAACUGGAACAAACACAAAUAAUAUAACGCAGCAUCCUAAUGUGGAUAAAAACGUUCAAAAAUUGCAAUUUAAUCCCGUAAUAAUUAAUGACAGGCAUAUAAAGGAAACGCAACAAUAUUUGAACUUUUAUAACUAUUCUUCUGGGUCAAAUUUAUGA
This is a messenger RNA of Naumovozyma dairenensis CBS 421, 1953 nucleotides long. RefSeq names its product C2H2-type zinc finger protein. Gene Ontology annotation, cellular component: nucleus. The record is from RefSeq and is a predicted model, not a curated record. Gene Ontology annotation, molecular function: DNA-binding transcription factor activity, RNA polymerase II-specific; RNA polymerase II cis-regulatory region sequence-specific DNA binding. The coding region runs from base 1 to 1953 and encodes 650 amino acids. Gene Ontology annotation, biological process: regulation of transcription by RNA polymerase II. Lineage: Eukaryota; Fungi; Ascomycota; Saccharomycetes; Saccharomycetales; Saccharomycetaceae. The transcript has a single exon.